AUGUCGUCUGAUCUGAGUCCCUUGGCGCAAGCGACCGGUGGCGCGAUUGGAGCGGCGAUCUCAAACAGCCUCGUAUACCCUUUGGACGUCCUGGUCACCCGUCUGCAGACUGCAAAACGUGGAAAAUGUGAGCAGCCCCGCUUAUUGCGUAGGAAAGUGAUUUCAGGACUGAUAAGGAGUAUCUACCUGUCCUGCGUACGACGGGGUGGACCUCACACUGCAGGCAGCGCUCAACAAUACACGCUCCUAUCCGCGCUCAAGAGUAUCGUAAGACGGGAAGGGUGGACAUCUCUGUAUGCUGGACUGGCUUCGGAUUCCAUCUCGACUGCCUUGUCCAACUUUCUCUGUGAGUUCCAUUACGUUGUGUCUAGUUCCGAGCGCUCGAGGUCUCAUCACACGCCUCGGCCUGGGGUGCUGACCCCUUCGGCCCUCCACUACCCACAUCUCCCCAUCCACAGACUACUUUUCCCACGCCUUCUUGCACGCCAAAGCCGAGGCAUACAAGCUCAAAUCGGCCGUCCCGUCUUCCUCGAGCAAGAAGAGCAAAGCCCCAAUCCUCUCGGCAUUCGAAGAAAUCUUUGUCGGCUGUCUCGCCGGCGUCGUCGCCAAAGCCAUUACUUCGCCCUUGUCCAUCAUCACCGUGCGCCAACAGACCUCGACCAACAAGGGCGCAUCGUCGCAAGCACCUUUAAAGGACAGCAAGUCGGGCAUGAAGCCUAGCAAUGGUGCCGAUUCAGAUUCCUCCUCCUCCUCCGACUCGGGAUAUGGAUCCAGUCCUUCGAUGAUCUCCGUUGCGCAAGAUAUUAUAGCCGAAAAGGGCAUUCUCGGUCUUUGGUCCGGUUUCCAGAAUUCCAUCGUCUUGACGACCAACCCGGCAAUUACGACGUAUCUCUUUGAAUUGAUCAGGAGAAUGUUACGCAUGGGCGACCACCCGAUGUUGCUGCAGACGUUCUUGGCAGGGGCCUUUGCGAGCUCUGGAGCGAGUGCGAUCACUUAUCCUCUCAUUCUUGCCAAGGUCAGUGGUCCUCACCUUUUCAGCAGGAGGACAUUCCCGUUGAACGUUGAGGCUGAUAUCAUGGUUUUGCGCGAACAGACCCGACUGCAAUUCAAGUCUCCCUCCGGCCGAAGGCUAUACAAAUCCAACUUUGACGUCUUCAGCAAGACGAUCAAGAGGUACGGUCUCUUUGGCAUGUACCAAGGACUCGAAGGCCAGAUUGCCAAGGCGUUCUUGUCCGAGGGGGUCAAGCUUGUCGUCAAGGAGAGGAUCGAGUUGGUCAUCGUGUUGGUCGCGAGGUAUUUGAUGAAGCAGAGGAGGGCAAAAGCAUUGGCGAACUAA
Molecule: messenger RNA, 1336 nt
Organism: Microbotryum saponariae
Lineage: Eukaryota; Fungi; Basidiomycota; Microbotryomycetes; Microbotryales; Microbotryaceae
Source: the annotation of a GenBank genome assembly